AUGAAUAUCUACAUUUGUUUAAUAUUAUUUAUGAAAACUGUAUCGAGUAAGAUAGAAACGGUACAGCGACUUAGCAAUGCUGAAUUGGACGAACACAGGAGAGUGACGAACAGUCACGUAUUCCCGUACGUGGUUGCGAUACUGCAGCGAUCUAAGUACGUCAGCGCGGGGGCCUUGAUUGACGAGAAUUGGAUUUUGACGGCCGCCGACGGAUUGUUCCUAAUGAGAGAAACUUUAAAACUAGUGAAAGUGAGACUCGGGAGUAUCAAUUACAAAAAAGGAGGGCUGCUACUGCCGGCCAAGCUGAUACAAAUUCAUCCUUAUUUCGACGACAAAAGUCCCAUUUUCGAUGUGGCCAUGGUGCAGCUGCCUGAAACCCUGAGGUUCACGCCGAAAAUAAAAGCGAUAAGACUUCAGAAGACGUUCAUGGAUGUUGCCGCAACUCAUUUCAUUGUGACGUCAUGGAAUCCAUUGUUGAAACAAAAGCCCAAACACCCCGAAUCGAUGGAAGCUAUAGAGCGCCGCCGAAUGCUCACAGUGACUCAUCUCCAUCCAUCGGAAGUUGAGGAGUGCGCCGCCGAGCUGGACGCCUACGGUGUCAAUAAGACUGACUUGAUCAUGUGUCUGGAUCCUCCUGGUGGAAGCGAAAUUUGCGUGGAAAACCGGAACGUGGGUGCUCCAGUAGUUCUCAACAGAGUUCUCUGGGGUGUAGUAUCGUCUUGGAAGACAAGUGAUUGUGACCAAGGGGCAGUCGGACCUAGUUUCGUGACGAGAGUGUCGGCACCUGACGUUACGUCUUGGAUACACGCCACAUUGCACGGGCAUCGGUGGAAGCAUAAAUCGAACGAAUAG
Messenger RNA from Bombyx mandarina (wild silkworm), 852 nucleotides. Its product is annotated as trypsin. Gene Ontology annotation, biological process: proteolysis. The record is from RefSeq and is a predicted model, not a curated record. Lineage: Eukaryota; Metazoa; Arthropoda; Insecta; Lepidoptera; Bombycidae. Gene Ontology annotation, molecular function: serine-type endopeptidase activity.